Molecule: messenger RNA, 1287 nt
Organism: Heterobasidion irregulare TC 32-1
Lineage: Eukaryota; Fungi; Basidiomycota; Agaricomycetes; Russulales; Bondarzewiaceae
Exons: 6
Coding region: 1-1287 (428 amino acids)
Source: RefSeq, a predicted model, not a curated record
AUGACCAAGGUUACUAUCUGUACCUUGUUUACCGCCGUUAAGGCCCGACAGAAUGUGAUCAUAACAAUCGGCUUUCGUGAUUUGUAUCCCCCGACACGAAAAUGUCUGGAUCCACACUGUUCGGGAGGACGAAAGGGACCACAACGUCAAGAGUUGUUAGAUCUGCGCGGGUAUCGUGCCGUUCUCUUCACGCGCGAUUUCGGCCCCCUUCCUGUCUGGUCAUACUCUGCAAAAUGCCCCCGAUGCGGUGCCCGUUAUUAUCCUAACUAUUACAUCUAUAACGGCACUCGUACAUACUAUCUCGGGAUCCCGUAUGCCAUACAUGUUACAAUGCACUCGUACGUCGAGUCCUCAUUAUGUGAGCGCUUCGCAAAUUCAAUGGUUUGUGCCUGGGUUUCUGCUACGAACAAUGCCCGUAUCUACGAACUAGAUCACGGCGUCCCCAAAAACUUCUCUUGGCCUGUCAGUCUCGCGCUCACCGGCGAAAUUGUUUGGGACGCGUUCUUCCUUCACGGCCUCAUCUGCGACUUUCACGAGAGAUCGGAUAUCCUCAUCCUCAGCGAUACUCCUCACCCUGAUCGUCUUCGUGAAGCUCUAGAGGCUUGGAACAUCGCGAUGGUAGGCCCGGGACAGAAACUGUGGAACCAUGCAUGCGAGCAGUGCUGCGCCACUGAGGAGAGGGACAACAGUGUCUAUGCUCUUUGUGCUGUCGUCUGCGACGGGGUGGCAGUCGGCCGCCCUUGCUGUGCUCACCACGAUUGUCAACAACCCCUUCCAACCCAACGAGCCAAGUACUGCACUGAGCACUCGUGGGAAGGGAAUAUUUGUUGCAUCACAAGCUGCGACAGAACGAUUGAGGCCGGAUUUCAGACUUGCAACUUGCCGGACCACCGUUCAAUGGAGAAACAUGGCAUUGAAGAACAUUCCGCCAUGUUCCAGCUUCGAAAACGCCUCGAACGGCGCAAGGUCGCGCUGAUCGACGAUUCUAUGCCCUUCAGUGAACAGGACACAGAUCCCUCGACCGCCAUGGCUCAUGACGACGCUGUUGAGAUGGAAGCGUCGGCCGUUGAUGAGCAUGCACCCGCGCUAGGGUCCGAGGGAGGUAUUCGGGAAGCUUUGGGGAGACACCGAACAGCGCUAGACAAGUACCGAAGACGCCGACUAUUACCGAACACGGUCGGUCCCUACCCGACCGACGACAAGCCACCGAAGGACGUUCGGCAGCACUUGGGUCAGUUCGCCCACACUUCACGUACUUACCAUGACCGCAUAGGAGUGUUACGAUAG